AUGGAAGCCAAGGCUUCAGAGCUGCUCGCAGCUUUUAAAAACCCCAAUCUCUCCGUUGACGCCAAAGUCGCCCACCUCACUGGUAUCAAGUCUGAUAUCAAACAAAAAAAUGUACCCGAAGGCGCCAUUGCGACAAUAUUCGAGACAAUCAGGCUUGCAUUGACUUCGCAACACUACUCCGUUGCUAGUGGUGCCUUUUCUACUUUGGGCCACUUCUUGAAGCGUCUGGCAAUCCAAGACCAACAGCAGUGGAUUGUUUCACAGGCGCGCAACUUCUAUCCAAUUCUCACCGAGAAGCUUGGAGAUCAUAAGGAACGCAUCAGAGCCCAAUCUGCAUCAAUUUUCACCGAAUUGUGGCCCCUGGCUGGUCAGGAGGUUGAAUACUAUGUUCUCGAGAAUGCCCUGGUGGGCAAAAACCCCCGAGCCAAGGAAAUGAGUCUUCUUUGGCUAUCAAAUAUGACGAGAAACCAUGGCCUGCUAUUCCGCCAAUAUGUUCCAUCAAUAGUCGCAUGCUUGGAAAGUGCUGACAGUGCCGUUCGAGAUACGGCAAAGGUCGUUGUGAUCGACUUGUUCCGAACUGCUCCCUCCAGAGCCAAGUCCGAUUUACAAAAGCAGUUGGGUGCUCGUGGCGUCAGGAAAUCAAUUGCCAAUGCGAUCUUAUCGGGAAUUGGACUUGCCUCUGCCGAGCCCGAAAGCUCUGUCCGGCCCAUCUCUCGUGCUGAUCGUCCCAUCUCUGUGAUGUCGUCACGUUCACAUGCAGUAGACAUGCAUGAAGAUGAACCGGAGCCCACCCGAAGCCGACCAGCCUCAAGAAAUCACCACGAUCGACCCAUCGCUUCUACUUAUACUGAUGCACCCGCCAGACCGAAAACCCCCGCACCCGCUCCCGCAGAGCAACCGCCCCCUCAGACGUCCUCACAGGCAGAUGACGGAGUGGAGCCACUUCUCGUUAGCUCAAGUAGAGACAUCGAUGAGCUUGUCCGCGAUAUGCUCCCUUGGUUUGAAGGUCGAGAGUCCGAGGAUAACUGGUUGAAACGUGAAAAGAACGUAAUUCAUUUCCGAAGACUUACCCGGGGAAAUGCGCCCCACGAAUUCUCUCAAAGCUUUCUUCAGGCUACCAAAACUUUAUUGGAUGGAUUCUUCAAAGUAGUGAGCUCGUUGCGGACCACGCUUUGUACAAACGGAUGUCUCUUGAUCCAAGACAUCGCACGAACCUGCGGCCCCAAAAUCGAUCCUAUGGUUGAAAUCAUCAUGCAAAACCUGAUCAAGCUAUGCUCAGCCUUGAAAAAGAUCGCGGCACAGAACGGUAAUGCGACAGUCGACACGGUCAUCGGAUGUGUAACAUUCAACAUUCGGAUUUUGCAACAUAUUCAUUUUGCAUCACAAGACAAGAAUGUCGGAUUACGUCUCUUUGCCGCUGGAUGGUUGCGGACAUUGAUUAACCGACAGGCUCACCACAAGAGUACUCUUGAGCAUGGUGGUGGUUUGGAUUUAAUUGAAAAGUCCAUCAAGAAAGGAUUAGCUGAUGCCAAUCCCGGAGUACGUGAGGCCAGUAGAGGUACCUUUUGGACUUUCUUUGGCGUGUGGCCUGAUCGAGCCAAUGGGAUUAUGGAUGAUCUAGAUGCAAAAUCACGGGGUCUUUUGGAAAAGGACUCGUCGAACCCGAAUGCGACUCAGCUGGCGACUAAAUCUUCUAGCAAGCCGGCACCACGGUCUGCGCUCAAAGAAGCCAUUGCUGCUCGUAAGAAGGCUCAAGCUCAAAUGACUUCGCGACCGGAGUCUGCCCAGUCUGCAUUUGCUGACAGCCAGCCACCAGAGCCUGCUCCCCGACCGGCUGUAAGGACCGUUCCCACUGGUGCACCUCUUUCAUCCAUGUCAUCUGCACCUAUGAGGCCUGCUAUGAAACCCCGACGAGCUGAACUGAGUCGUCCUGCAACUGCCGACCCAUACGCUCGUCGUCCUGAUCCCAGCCGUCCUGAAUCCAGAACCCAGACGGCCAGACAGCCAACCAGCUCUCCUCGAUCAGUGCGAUCCAAAACAUCAACACCUUCUUCGAAACCCCUCAAUGCACCUCGUCUUCGUCCACACGAGUCUGGGCAGCCUGCACAGUCCGGACAGUCUAGUACCACCAGAGGCAAGCCUAAGAAGCUUGACCUUUCGAAAUCAAAGUCGCAUGGAGACCUGGCAGCAGCAGCAAGCCGUGGCCGCAGUGAUUCCAAUGAAAGCAUAGCGAAUCAGUCUUCCGGGCACAGCCGCCAAGCUGACCAAAAUGUAUAUGGAGAGCCGAAUUCCCCCGCGCAAAUUGUGCUAGAAAGCCCUCCGCUUUCUGCAACACACCCUCAACCCAACCAUAGCUUGCAUACGGGUUCUCGUCGUACUGCCACCCCAGAGCCAAAAAGAGCACCCCAGCCUGCACUAGCGCAAGAGCCAGCGUUAGAUGUAGAGUCCAUGUCACUUGAAGAUCCUCCGCCUGCGGUUUCCCCGCGCCAUCAACUGGAUAUUUCAACACCCUUGCGUAACGCAGACCCAUUUUACACUCCCGAGUCUGCUACCAAGGUACAGGCCGAUGAAAUGAUCAUAUAUGAGGACCCUGCCACUCCUGUUGCAGCCGAGACUGGGGUACCGCGGAUUGAUCCUGUUGAGCAUUUCACCCCUACCAAGUCACCUCGCCAUACUGUUGGAUCGGAUCUGGGUGACGAGACAGCUGCAGUCGCAGCCGUGGAAUCUACUACUCCUAUCAUAAACCCACCUCCUGGAAUGAUGCCCUACCAGGGCUUCUCUACUGAUGGCACAACCGAGCCCCAGUUUCCAUCCCCCGUGCGGAGGACGCCACUCAGGGGCAGCCCUUCGCCGUCUCGAAACCGAUCCCAGGCAACACCCUCUGAGAAUGCCCUUGGCAGAGACUCUAUCUUGACACAUGAGACUACCAUGGGUAGUCUUGAAAGGGCCCCUACCAAUGAAAAUGUCACUGAACAUGUUGCUAAGCCCACAGAAUAUCCUGGAACCCCGCGAUCUGCAGCAAAGCCUGGUGCCCUAGAGGAGGUACCAUUGAACGAAUCAGCCCUCAGGAGCUCAGAAAUGAGAUACAGAUCCGUCGAGCCCAUGGCCUCGUCGAUAAGCGAAGAAAGUCUCCGCCGAACUCGUAAAUGGGCCGAGCGCCAUCGCAGCCCAAGUCCUCGGUCGAAGGACCCUGCUAACGCAAGGGAGAUGCUCCCAAAAGCCGUUACCCGGAUCACCACCAAGACUAUGGAUAUCUCGGGCUACCGCAAGCUGCAAGGACUAUUCCAAUACCAUGGCGCUGAGCUUGUAUCUCACGAGCAAGACUAUUACGCAGUGCUUGAGGCUCUGCUCAAUGAGUUGGAACUGGCUCCAACCAGCCGUAAAGAUCAUGACGUGAAGACCCAAAUUCUGGCUACUAUCCGCUCCAUGCUCCUCCGCACGAGCGAGCUCUUCCAUCGAUAUGACGCUCCCGUCAUUGCGGCGAUUGUCCGAGCCCGCCAGCACUACGAGUCGAGCUCUCAUUUCGUGACCUGUUUGGAAGAAGUGGCGGAACAGCUUGCAUGUUUGGUCCCCAUUCCAAUUUGCAUCCACGGAUUGCUCCAAGGUCUGAACGGAGAGGGCGCCCUGAACGAGAACUCGUAUCGAUCAAUCAUUCUGGGUCUUUCUACGAUUCAUCAAGCACUAUCACAGGGGCCCGUCGAGAUUUCCGAUGAGGUCCUCGCCAGUGUCGGUGCUAUGGCUAGCCGACAACUUGACCACCCUUGGCCUGGUGUGCGCAAGCAGGCUACUGAGCUUGCCACGCUUCUGAGUCUUAAAUUCGGCCUGGAUCGAGUUCAAAAGGUUACACCACCUGCUGGAGCAGCAUCGCUGAACUUGCUUACAUACUUUAUGGCUCGUCGGUCGCAAUAA
Penicillium verhagenii is the source of this 3909-nucleotide messenger RNA. RefSeq lists its product as uncharacterized. Gene Ontology annotation, cellular component: mitotic spindle midzone; spindle microtubule; cytoplasmic microtubule. Gene Ontology annotation, molecular function: microtubule binding. The transcript is spliced from 5 exons. NCBI's taxonomy places the organism in Eukaryota, Fungi, Ascomycota, Eurotiomycetes, Eurotiales, Aspergillaceae. The coding region runs from base 1 to 3909 and encodes 1302 amino acids. Gene Ontology annotation, biological process: mitotic spindle assembly; astral microtubule depolymerization. The record is from RefSeq and is a predicted model, not a curated record.